Chara braunii is the source of this 1375-nucleotide messenger RNA. The record is from the annotation of a GenBank genome assembly. NCBI's taxonomy places the organism in Eukaryota, Viridiplantae, Streptophyta, Charophyceae, Charales, Characeae.
GUGACGUGUACAGAGCUACGAUGGGGUGAAAGCAUGACAUAGAAUGCAGAAGUGGAAUCAGCUGACGUGUCGUGCUGACGUGUCUUGUUGACAGCGCCGCCUUAACGGAAGAGAGGGAGGGAGGAGAGAGAGAGAGAGAGAGAGAGAGAGAGAGAGAGGGGCUAUGAAGAUGGCAUUCAUGACAACCUCCGGGUUUGAUGGUGAGUGUAAUCACCCAAUCGAGAUGGAGAUGGGGGAUGCUCAAAGGAACGUGCCAGCUGAGCCGAGAAAAAUAAUAAUAAGAAGAAGAAGAGGAAGAGGAAGAGGAAGAGCAGGAAGAGUAGGCAGAGUUGUUGACGUCAUCUCGACGUCAGAGUCAUCGUCCGAUCUCGAUCCUAAGGUGCACGGUUCGAAUCCGACGAAUCUAGUUUGGGAGAAAGAGGAGGAACAGGAAGACGAAGAUGAGACUGGGGGUAAACUCUGGCGGCAAAGCCAAAGGAAGGAGAGGAGGAGUAAUCGUAGUUCUCUGAAGAAGGAGGUAAUUGACGACAUGAGCAUGCAUGGCAAUGGCAAUGGCAAUGGCUAUGGCUGUGGCGAUGGCGAUGGUGAUGAGGAAGAGGAAGAGGAAGAGGAGGACGACGACGAGGACGAAGAAGAGGAGCAGGUUAGACUGGUGAAGGUGGCUCGAGAUCGAUUGUAUGGUGGUGGGCAUGAGGAGGAAGAGGAGGAGGAGGAGGAGGGAACAGAGAGAGAGCGAAGAAGGAAGGGGAACAGCAACAGCAGCAGCUACUACAGGAGGAGCAGGAAAUGCGGGACCAGGAGAAGGAGGAAGAGGAGGAGAGAUGGGGAGAAUCAACGGCUUGAAGAGAUGAAGGUGGUACAUCAACGAUUGCUGGCGAUGGAUAUCAGAAACCGAGCUAGGAUGUACGAGAUCUUCGUUCUUGGGGGAAGGGAGGCGGUUCUCCUAUCUCUCGAGCUCGUUCAUCGGUCGGCUAUGGCCGCGCAGACGAGAGGAGAAGUGCCUGGGUGGGGAGGAAGAAAGCAUCACCGUCGUCUACUCGCCAUAGCUGAGCUCGGCGGAGUCAACGCUAUGCGGGUCGCAGCGCGUGUGUCUCAGGAUCUCGCGCAAAUGACUAUGAUGAGCGGGUUUCCCUCCGGUUGGGAGGACGGGGAGAAAAUGGUGAUGGGUGGAGGGAUGGGAGGAGGAGGAGGAGGAGGAGGAGGAGGAGGAGGAGAAUGGAGAAGAAGACGGUGGGAUACCAAGGUGUUGCCGUGGCCGGGAGGAAGAAGCGAUGUGGCGGCCUGGAAAACGAUAACGCGGUUGGGAUUGGGGUCCGACCAGACGGAGAAACUCCUGGGACUACUUAGUUCCCUGGGAGGACUUGCUGCUGAAAAG